UAUUCAGACAUAUAAAACGAGGCGAGGGGUGAGACUAUCCAAAGAGACACAAGACCGCGCAAAGGAACUUAAAAAGAAAACACCUGGUCACUUUGGGAGGUUUGACUGGAGGUAUUUCAGGACCCCGAUCAGCGCGCGCAUCACAUCUCUAUAGCACAUGUGUAAAGCAAUGCUCGUGAGGAACGGCUCUCAGCUUUUGCUCUUCAUAACUCUCUCCAGUGUUUUAUAUGCCCGGACCUUAAGUUUACCCUUCGCCUCCAUGAGAGAUACAAGACACGCAGACGGGCUCUUCACAAGCGGAUACAGUAAACUUCUAGGACAGUUAUCUGCCAGACGGUACCUGGAGUCAUUGAUCGGAAAGCGGGUCAGUGAUGAUUUGAUGGAAGACCAGGCGCCGAUGAAGCGUCAUUCAGACGCAAUAUUCACAGACAACUACAGCCGCUUUCGCAAGCAGAUGGCGGUGAAGAAAUAUCUCAACUCCGUUCUCACAGGAAAGAGAAGUCAAGAAGACCCACCUAGCAUGCAGGAGGAAUCAACUGGAGGGGAGACCACAUAUCGGGAGAGCUACGAUGACGUCACUGUAGACCGACUUCUGAAUCAUAUACCAUUGCCUCUCUGAGGUCAGUUUGAAGACAAGAAAACAACUCUCCGAGACCAUCAUCAUAGAUCAAUAAAUGCAUUGAAACAAGCCCCGGACUGGUACAAUAAGAGAAGCGCAUAUUCAGACCUGAAGACUGCUGAUUGGAUCUCGAGUGAUGAAGUAACACUGUCGCCGUGCAUUUUGUAAAUGAAUUAUUUUAUAAAAAUAUUUAUGUUUCUUCUGUCUGAAUUCUAACUCUAGAGGGAUCAUUUGGGUUCGGGAGGGUCGGGG
This is a messenger RNA of Sinocyclocheilus anshuiensis, 871 nucleotides long. RefSeq names its product VIP peptides-like. The transcript is spliced from 7 exons. The coding region runs from base 158 to 619 and encodes 153 amino acids. NCBI's taxonomy places the organism in Eukaryota, Metazoa, Chordata, Actinopteri, Cypriniformes, Cyprinidae. The record is from RefSeq and is a predicted model, not a curated record. Gene Ontology annotation, biological process: adenylate cyclase-activating G protein-coupled receptor signaling pathway; epinephrine secretion; regulation of protein localization. Gene Ontology annotation, molecular function: neuropeptide hormone activity; peptide hormone receptor binding. Gene Ontology annotation, cellular component: neuron projection; extracellular region.